Magallana angulata is the source of this 1012-nucleotide messenger RNA. RefSeq lists its product as uncharacterized. Bases 84 to 791 code for a protein of 235 amino acids. NCBI's taxonomy places the organism in Eukaryota, Metazoa, Mollusca, Bivalvia, Ostreida, Ostreidae. The record is from RefSeq and is a predicted model, not a curated record. The transcript is spliced from 5 exons.
AUUGCGUUAUUCAAAAGCUAUUCUUCCAGUUAGUAUACGGUUUAGAAGGGAAUUGAACACGAAUUUUCAAAGAAUCAGAGAAAAUGAAUUUUGUUUUUCAUGUGACCGUUAGUUUGACAGUUUUGAUAGUGAUGUUUAGUACUGGGUUUUCUGCUGGAUCCAAUUAUUGCAAAGAUAAUUGGGUGCUAUUUUUUCAUGCACCAAGUGGAAAUGGCGAAGAAGUCUUAAAAGCAUGGAAAACCAGACACAACAACUGUGAUAUCGUAUCCGGAAUCUGCCCAUGCUUUAUCAGCAAUGGCUGUCUGCCGCCUAGAGUCAGAUUUGAAACAUUCAAAUCAAGUACAAAAGUUUUGAGAAGUCCUUACAUAGAUUACUGGGAUUGCUUGAAAAUCAGUAAGGUAAAAUUGGAGCUGAGCAUUCAGGGGAAAAUGGUAGGCUUCGUUGAAUUUGAUGGCAGAGAUUCGAGCUCUUUCAACUGGUUUCACAAAAAUAGGAUCUUGAAUUCAAGUUGGACUGAUAUGCAUAAAAGUCAAACUUACAAUGUUUUUUCCAUAGACCAAGAAUCAAAAUAUGAGAGACACUUCUUCAUUAACAAACACUACAAUGGAUGCCCUAACGAUAGUGGAUGGUUAGUUGUAAAGGAUGGUAAUUUAACUAAUCCCUGUGAUUGGGAAAAACAAACCAGUUAUCCUCAAUUUUUGUACGGCCAACAUGGACAAGUCACCAAGUGGAACGAUAUGGAAUACGGGAAAGCAGACGUUCUUAACAUUUAUGUCCAAAUGGGAUACUAGCGGUGUUUUGUCCGGGUUUUUUCUGCAUCAUCAGCCAUGACAUGUGAUACUAGUGUUUGAUUUUUCACGUACAAAGGCAGAGCAGUCGAUGGAAAAGUGUAAAACAUUUAUGAAUGUUGAACAGAGGAUGGAUGUUGACAAUUUUUUUUGAAUUGCUGUACACAGAGUCUUGCUUUAAUUUUUAAAAGACAAUUAUAGAUGAAUAAAUCCUGUCAAAUCAU